GUUUCAGAAGUGGUAUAAUUCAUGAGGGAGGCAUCGAAACGUCAACCUUCCUCAUGCUUUUCUGUCACGCCAAAAUGCAGAAAAAAGUAUGAUGCUAUUGUUAAAGAUGGGACGUCAAAGUGUUCAUUGAAUGAGAAAAUUCUUGAAGUGCCUGGAAGAAUCGCUUCUAUUGAAUUAUUCAAUUUCAUGUGUCAUGAAAGUUUGAAAAUCAAUUUUGAUGUACUCAAUAGGAAUUGUUUCUUUAUUGGUGGAUCAAAUGGGUCUGGUAAGAGUGCAUUGUUUGCGGCAUUAAAUAUGGGUCUUGGAGGUCGAGGAAGCCAGAAUGAACGUGGGAAUGCAGUGAAGCAGUACAUAAAAGACGGUCAGAGUCGUGCGAAAGUACGGAUAGUGCUAACAAACCGCGGUUUCGGGAGAUAUCCAGGUUAUGGCGAUGCUAUUGCUGUUGAGCGGAUUAUAAACUUCACUUCGUCAACAUAUCAACUGAAAUCUCUCACUUAUAAAGGAGGGCGCUGUCAUGAAGAGGUGGUAAGUCACAAAAAGACUGAUUUGGAUAAACUGCUAGCAAGAUUCUCCAUACAACUUGACAAUCCGAUAUUCUGGAUGUCCCAAAACCGAUGUCGCGAAUUUUUGCAAGAAUUGAAACCAGGAAAACUUUACAAUAUGUUUAUGGCUGCAACAGGAUUAGAUUUCUCGCGACAAUGCUACAGUGAAAGUGAAACAUACAGUGCUGAAUCGGAAAAACUAGUGCUAUCUGUUCGACAGGCUUGCUCUGACAAAUUAAAGGAAAUCGAAAAGCUACGUGAGGACCGAAAGCGUAUACAAAAUAUGGAACAAAAUAAACAGAGUCUCUCAGAGCUGAAAACCAUCCUUCGUUGGCUACCAAUUAGGGAUUGUCACAAGGAUCUCUGUAGGCAUGAAAAGCUGCUGGUAAAAGCUGUCGAAGUGUAUACAAAAUUAAAGGAAGGAUUUGCAGUAAAGGAGAAAAUGAAAGCAGAUUGUCUUCAGAAAUUUGAACAAAUACAAAAAAAUAAAGAUGAAUUGCAAGAAAAAAUGAAAAAUCUCCAAAUCGAAUUGAAAAACUUGGGGAAGGAAAAAAAGAGCAGACGUGAUGAAAUGUUAGACGUUGGGCAACAAUUGAGCGCCGUAGAACGAAAUCAUAGGGUAUUGGACGCGGAGAUUAGUUCAAUGGAGCAGCAACUGAAGGAGAUCGAAGCAAAGAAAAAUCAAGGCAUUCACUACAGUAUUGUUGAAGCUGAAGCAGAACUGUUUGAAUUAGAGAAUCGAUGUACGGCAGUGAAAGAGAAACAAUAUCUAGUGGAGGAAAGAAGAAAGUGUUUCGAAACAGAACUGACUAAUGCGAUAAAAGCCGAACGUAGCCUUGAAGCGGAUAUUUCUCACUGGAAUGCUAUGUUGCGAGAACUAUGUGAUGAGAGAGAGCGAAUGGUGGCAAUGCAACAAAAUUGUCUAGCUCGUUUCGGUACAUCGGUGCCUCAGAUCGUUAGUUUAAUCAAACAAAAUGCUGCUAAAUUCUCGAAAAAACCAAUUGGACCUAUAGGUGCCUAUAUCCGGAUAAAAGAUGAAUCUUGGGCAUUGGCUGUAGAACAUUGUUUGCGGCAUUUACUUUCAGUGUGGUUGUGUGAUAAUGUACAGGACCGGAACAUUCUGGAUUCGAUUCUGCAGAAAUAUAAUAUCCGCACCAUGGGAUACAUCAUCAGCAAGUUUUCAGAGAGCCGAUAUGAUAUAACUUUGUUCGAACCACCAUCAGAAUAUUUGACUGUGGCACGAAUGAUGACUGUGACGGAUGACAAUGUUUUCAAUGUAUUAGUUGAUCAAACGCAGAUGGAAUCUAUUCUUCUUAUUGGAUCCGAUGGUUUAGCACGCAAAUUAAUGGCGCAAAAUCCUCCAAAAAACGUCUGCAAAGGUUUUACCAAAAAUGGCGAUGAAGUGUUUGCAAAAACGGGUAAUCAGGUGUAUCGCUUCUAUGGAAAUCACCGUUAUCAGAAGUCAGUCAUAUUGACUAGUAUUGAGAUAACUAAUGCCAGAAUAUUUGAUGACCAAAUAAUGAAAGCGGAAGAUGAAUUACGAAGUAACAGAGCGUCUUUAGCAAAGGUACAGAAAAAUCGUCAAAAAUUAGAAGCAGACAUGACUAAUGAGAUACAACAAAGUAACCAGGAAUUGCAACGCUUACGAGUCGAUGAAGUACGACGACGCUAUUUGCAAAAACGAUUGGAUACUGCACGAUUUGAAGGCGGUGUUGAUGGUCAAGUCAUGAAUUUGGUUUCAAACUUGGAUCAAUAUAGAAGGGAAAAGGAAAAAUUCAUACAAUCUGGGGACGUUCUGCAACAGCAGCUAACUAGAUCACGUCAGCUGUUACGUGAUACAGAAAUAAUAAGGGCCAAGAAAGCUAGAGAAAUGGAGGCGAAUGAAAAUGAACUCAAGAAAUGUGAAGCAGAUUUGGACGAAUGUAGCAGUGAAGUCGAUAAGAUGAACGACUGUGAGAAUGAAUACCGUCAGAAGUUAUCAAAGUUGGAAAUUCAUAUUAGUGGUUUGGAAGAGAAAAUAAAAGCGUUGAACGAGAAACUGCAAAAAAUUAAAGAAGAAGCUAAAGAAUCGGUUACUGACGCACCUCCUGAUUUUGCAAAUCUACCGAAUACGGCGGAAGCUGAAGAACGAUGUAGAAAACUGGAAUGUCGUAUUCAAUCUGCACAGGAGAGCUUGGAAGGUACUGUAGUGUCUGAAGAAGCGUUGCGUGCUCUGCAGAAUAGUUAUGAACGUCUACAAAGAAAAUAUAACAGUGCUAGACAAGUCGUUUUGGGAUUGAAGAAUCGAUUAAAAUUGAGAAAUGAGAAGUUUAUAGAAGUGCGAAAUCUAACGGCUAAGCGACUCAACGAAUUAUACAGUGGUCUGAUGUCGAUUAGGAAUUUCAAAGGUUCACUGAUUGUAGACCAUGGAGAGCGUGCUAUUUAUAUUAUAGCGGGAACUCAGAAAAAUCAAGAAAUUGACCAGGUCGCUCUCCUUGAACAUUAUCGAGGAAAGGGCAAUUUGCAGGAUUUGAGAGGAUUGUCUGGUGGUGAACGGACUUAUACCUCCGCUUGUUUCGUUAUGGCUUUAUGGCAGGCUAUGGAAACUCCCAUCCGUUGCAUGGAUGAGUUUGACGUAUUCUUAGACUUGAACAACCGGAAAAUUGUGAUGGAACUCUUCGCAGAUCUCGCUACUCGUCAAUACCCAUCCCACCAGUUUAUUUUCUUCACUCCUCAAGGAGUUGCCGAUUUUGCUCAUCGUGAUCGUGUACAGCUCUUCGAAAUGCCGAAAAUCAGAAGGUGAAAAAAGACUGAAGUUGUGAGUGUUGCUUGUGAUUAUAUACAAAGCAGGCUUUUAUACUCAAUAUUUCAUGAUCUCAUUCUCGGGAAAGUUCAUUUUUUGUAUCAGUGAAUUUAUGUUUUUGUGUCAUUUCGGAGUGAUGUUAAAUAGUGCAAGGAAUUAAUGCAACUUUUACCUAUUAUUAGUUUUUACCGCGAUGAGUUACUACCCAUUAUAAAAGUAAUUGCAUCAAAAAAUAAAGCAUAAUUUUAUUGUGUGGUGCCUUCCAUCCUUCCAUUCCCAAUGAUCUCAAGUUUCAUAAUUGCUUAGUGAAUUACACUCAUGCUAUGAAUUACAUCAUCAUUUUUGGUUUGUGUUUUGAGUUAUAUGUAUUUUGUUUGGAGAAAAUCCCGUUUUCAAGUCGGUAAAAUUUUGCGUACUUUUUUGAAAAUUUAUUGAAAAUGGUAGAAAGACCAAGUAUUUUUUUGAAUGAAUUGGAA
Messenger RNA from Loa loa (African eye worm), 3800 nucleotides. RefSeq lists its product as hypothetical. Gene Ontology annotation, molecular function: damaged DNA binding; ATP hydrolysis activity; single-stranded DNA binding. Gene Ontology annotation, biological process: double-strand break repair via homologous recombination. The transcript is spliced from 25 exons. The record is from RefSeq and is a predicted model, not a curated record. Lineage: Eukaryota; Metazoa; Nematoda; Chromadorea; Rhabditida; Onchocercidae. Gene Ontology annotation, cellular component: site of double-strand break; Smc5-Smc6 complex; nucleus. The coding region runs from base 22 to 3324 and encodes 1100 amino acids.